Messenger RNA from Pygocentrus nattereri (red-bellied piranha), 2102 nucleotides. RefSeq names its product pre-B-cell leukemia homeobox 2 (gene pbx2). The record is from RefSeq and is a predicted model, not a curated record. Bases 162 to 1412 code for a protein of 416 amino acids. The transcript has 9 exons. Gene Ontology annotation, cellular component: nucleus. Gene Ontology annotation, molecular function: DNA-binding transcription factor activity, RNA polymerase II-specific; RNA polymerase II cis-regulatory region sequence-specific DNA binding. Gene Ontology annotation, biological process: regulation of transcription by RNA polymerase II; eye development; embryonic organ development. NCBI's taxonomy places the organism in Eukaryota, Metazoa, Chordata, Actinopteri, Characiformes, Serrasalmidae.
CUUGGUCUAUAUUACAGAUUUUGGACGCUAUAGUGGUUUUUCAUUGUCCUGCCAGUGGCUUCAAUCGCUAGGGGACCCCAGCGUGGCUAUCCGCAGGAGGGUGUGUGAGUGUACUGCUGCCACAUAUCGAGCAGGCUAGUUAGAUUAAUGUGGCGCUCAGGAUGUUGCAGCAGCAGCAGCCUAUUACAGGCAACGGGCCCAAUCCAAGCCGGGGGCUCGGGUUGAACGCUCACCCAGGAAUGCAUCCCUUAAACUCGGUCCAUCCACAGCAUCGCCCCGACGGCGAGUCGGGACUGGAAGGGGCAGAAAACGGCCACGAAAACCGAAGAGACAUCGGGGACAUUCUGCAACAAAUCAUGACCAUCACUGACCAAAGUUUAGACGAAGCCCAAGCAAAAAAACACGCGUUGAACUGUCAUCGGAUGAAGCCGGCUUUGUUCAGCGUGCUGUGUGAAAUUAAAGAGAAAACAGGUCUGUCUAUGCGAAAUACCCAGGAGGAGGAGCCACAGGACCCACAGCUGGUGCGUUUGGAUAACAUGCUUCUGGCUGAAGGCGUGGCUGGGCCAGAGAAAGGGGGCGGAGCCGCUGCAGCCGUCUCGGCGGCGACCAGCUCUGGGGGCAUGUCUCCGGACAGUUCUCUGGAGCAUUCGGACUACAAACAGAAGCUGAGCCAAAUCCGCACAAUAUACCACACAGAGCUGGAGAAAUACGAGCAGGCGUGUAGUGAGUUCACGACCCAUGUCAUGAAUCUUCUGCGGGAGCAGUCGCGCACACGGCCCGUUUCCCCGCGCGAGAUCGAGCGUAUGGUGGCCAUCAUCCACCGCAAGUUCAGCUCCAUCCAGACCCAACUCAAACAGAGCACGUGCGAGGCGGUCAUGAUCCUCCGCUCCCGCUUCCUGGAUGCCAGGCGUAAGAGACGCAACUUCAGCAAGCAGGCCACGGAGGUCCUGAACGAGUAUUUCUACUCGCACCUCUCCAACCCUUACCCCAGCGAGGAGGCCAAAGAGGAGCUGGCCAAACAGUGUGGAAUCACUGUGUCUCAGGUGUCCAACUGGUUUGGCAACAAGAGAAUCCGCUAUAAGAAGAACAUCGGCAAGUUCCAGGAAGAGGCCAACCUUUAUGCCAUGAAGACGGCCAUGGGGGCCACGCAGAGAGAGGGGUCUCCACACACUCCAAACUCUACCGGCUCAGGGUCCUUCUCGCUCUCAGGGUCAGCUGAUCUCUUUCUUGGAGUUCCUCCAGUGAAUGGAGAGCAGCCUGGCUACCACAUGGGAGCUCAGGACUCGCUCUCUCAGUCCCGCUUUUCAGAAAGACUCUAUAGUCCCAGAGAGAGCCGGACUAAUGGGAACUGGCAGGAGCAGGACACGCCUCCCUCUCCACCUGGGAGCGAACACUCUGAAAACUCGGACUAAUGGCUAACCUCCGCCUAGGAGAAAGAGAUCUGGACGAAGGUGAAGACGGAAAGAAUGAUGGUCACUCUUCUGCCCAAGUGCAGUUUUGUUUUUGUUGUUUUUUUUUUAAUCAAUAAGCGAUUAUUGAUUAUUGUACAUCAUAUUGUCUGGAAGAGUGUGCUUGUGUGAGCGCGAGAGAGUGGAAAUGGGAUUUUGGUGGGUUCAUCAUGUAUUUUGCUGUUUGUUUUUUUUUUUUUCCAGUUUAGUUUUCAGUUCAUUUUUCAUCACUUCACUACUUCCACUACUUGUUACUGCAAUAUUUGGGUUCUGAAGAGGGAACUUUAAACUGCAUUAAGACUGCUUUCUUUAUGACUAUAGUACUAUUGUUAUUGUUAUCACUGCUAUUCUAAUCUAUAUUGUUUCUUCAAAGCUCAGAUAGAGGUGAAUUGGCAUGGGUAAAGGGGGCAAUAGAGAAUAAUCCAAAGAUUGUUUGUUUUUUCUUUGUUUUUUUUUUGUGUGUGUGUGUGUGUAUGUGUGUGUGUGUUUCUCUUUUUUACUGUGUGUAUCUAUUAUAUGAAUGGGGUGUGUUUGCUUUGUCUUUAUUUACGGUUUGAAUGCGUAUAUCAACAGUGCUGUCUUUCUCUGUACAGUGAAACACCUGUAUUCUCUACCUCUUUUACAAUAAAGACUGUCUGUGUUACACAUUCAGCA